GUUUCUGUUUUCUGCCGGAGUCAGACCGUCUGCGGUCUUUCUGUUUCCGUGUCUGAGAGGAGACCAGCGGUGUGAUUUCAGAGACUUGUUCAUCUGUCAAAAUGCAGGAUCCAAAUGAAGACACAGAGUGGAAUGAUAUCCUGAGGAAGAAAGGAAUUCUUCCUCCCAAAGAGGUUCCUAAAGAUGACGAAGAGGAGGAGCUGGCACUUCAACAACAGUCUGUCGUAAAAACAUAUGAGAGCAUGACGCUGGAAGAACUGGAGGAGAAUGAGGAUGAGUUCAGUGAGGAAGAUGAGGCUGCCAUUGAGAUGUACAGACAGAAACGUCUUGCAGAGUGGAAGGCCACUCAGAUGAAGAAUGUUUUUGGGGAGAUGGGUGAAAUCUCUGGUCAGGACUACAUCAAAGAGGUCAACAAGGCUGGAGACGGCAUCUGGGUGGUGCUGCAUCUCUACAAACAGGGCAUCCCUCUCUGUACCCUCAUCAACCAGCAUCUGAGCACACUGGCCAGAAAGUUCCCUCAGACCAAAUUCCUCAAGUCCAUCUCCACCACCUGCAUCCCCAACUACCCCGACCGCAACUUGCCCACGAUCUUCGUCUACUUUGAGGGAGAGAUGAAGGCCCAGUUCAUCGGCCCGCUGGUCUUUGGAGGCAUGAACCUCAAAGUUGAAGAGCUGGAAUGGAGGUUAUCAGAAACUGGUGCAGUGAAAACAGACCUGGAGGAAAACCCCAAGAAACAAAUCGAAGACAAGCUAAUGUCAUCGAUCAGAAGUACACUUCCUACACGGAAGGACAGUGACUCUGAGGACGAGGACUAUUAAUUAGAAACGGCACCAAAACACCUGUUACUCCAAACAGAAAGACCAUGUGGCCGCUACACGGGAAACAAACACUGAGAAGACCUUAAAACAUCUGUAUAGGUACAGAGAGGGGACAGACUCUCCUUUAUCAACAUGUGCAUUUUGUAUUUUAACCAUGUAGGUGGCACUCAGGGCUCUGACUUGCUUAAGGGCACAAGGGCAGGCUGCUGGGCUGGAGAGAAUCAAACCAACCAGCCUCCUGUACUUUUCCGUAGGAAAGUGGGGAAGAACAGCAGAGCACUCACUGUUUUCUAAUUUAAAUUCACCUACAUUGACUUUACAGAAGCAUCAAAGACAAAUUUGAAUGUUUUUUAUUAUGUUUUCUGAGAAUUAUGUCACAAAAUGUACAUGUACAUUUAAUUGUGUUGAAUUAAAUGUGAGUUCGCCUCUUUGCCACAGUGA
Messenger RNA from Acanthochromis polyacanthus (spiny chromis), 1259 nucleotides. It is a transcript of the gene pdcl3, whose product is annotated as phosducin-like 3. Gene Ontology annotation, biological process: angiogenesis; positive regulation of gene expression; protein folding. The transcript is spliced from 6 exons. The record is from RefSeq and is a predicted model, not a curated record. Gene Ontology annotation, cellular component: cytoplasm. Lineage: Eukaryota; Metazoa; Chordata; Actinopteri; Pomacentridae. The coding region runs from base 102 to 818 and encodes 238 amino acids.